UGAUAAUGGUGCCAACUAACUCAUCUUGAAUUUUCUGAAUAUUGAUUUAUCAAAAUUUCAAAAUGAAUUAGUUACUUUCCUGUUCAGCGUGGUAACUAUUACAGGCAAUGGCUGAGAAAACUGCCUUCAAGAUCAUCUCUAAAACACUGCGUCAAGUCAUCAACAGAAGUUCAUCAACGUUAAGUCACGCCAUGACAUCUGACUUAGCAGUACCUGGAUCAACAGUCAGGUCGUUUGAUGAGAUACCCGGUCCCACAGGAAUACACAGAUGGCCCGUGAUUGGUACCCUACUCAACUUUCAACCUUUUACGGAGUUUACAGCAGAGAACACAUACCAGCUGUUAAGGUCAAUGUAUCUUCAAUACGGGCCCAUCUUCCGCCUCAAGCUAGGCGAGGACACGGUGGUACUAACAGAUCCUGAAGACGUGGGUACAGUGUACGCCAACGAAGGGCGCUGCCCGCUUCGCCCAAACCUCAGCUUGAGGGACGCUUACGCCAGGAGAAACGGCCUCACACUAAGAGAUGUCUCCACUUUGCAGGGCGAAGAAUGGCAGGCACUUCGCUCCCCGCUGAACAAGCUCCUGGUGAGGGUAAACGCCGCCACACACUACCUCCCUGCACAAAGUCAGGUCGCGGAUGAUUUGGUGAACUCUUUGGCCAGAGAGGACUUGACUGCGGAAAAGAUAAGCGAGCUGCUCUUCCGGUUCUCUGCAGAAAGUAUUGGUGUAGUCUGUUUCAACAGCCGCCUGGGUUUACUUCAAAACAUUAAUGAGGACAACGCAGAGAUCCAACAGUUCCUCCAGGCAGCCAAGGACAACUUCACAGCGUUGCACGAUUCGCUGACUGGGAAGUCGCUCGCACAUACACUGUACAGAAAUACAACGUAUACUCAAUAUGAGAACUCAAUGAUAGUCCUGAGCCAAUACUCACGUAAAUUAAUCACACAAGCACGACAAAAACUGGAUCAACACAGAAAUGAACAAAGCUUCAACCCAGAAAAACACAACUUGCUGAAUUCCUUACUAUCUGACAAAUCAUUAGACGACGAGUCAGUAUCCCAAAUCCUGGAGUCAUUGUUUAUUGGAGGCACAGACUCGACAGCCGGGUCAAUAGCUGCCCUGUUCUAUAAUCUGGCUAGAAAUCCGGACAAGCAAGACAAACUUGCAGCAGAAGUGAAACAAUGUACUGGUAGCGCCAGUGAAGUGACACCGGAAAUGAUCAGCAGGAUGCACUAUUUGAAAGCCUGUGUCAAAGAGUCAUUUAGGUUACAUUACCCUGCAAGCACUGUAUUUCGAGUCUUAUCCAAAGACAUAGUUGUGUCUGGAUACCAUGUACCAGCCGGGGUUCAGAUAUUUCUGAUGAACGCUCUGACAUGUGAGCACCACUUUGAGAACCCUCGCCAAUACCUUCCUGAGCGAUGGAUGCGAUCUUUUGAAGGACACCUGGGAGAUUCCAUUCCCAAAAAUGCAGUCUUACCAUUCAGUAUGGGGCCUAGAAAUUGUAUUGGCCGACGCUUCGCAGAACAAGAAAUAUAUUUAUCAGCCAUCAAGGUUCUUCAAAAGUUAAAAAUUGGAAUAGCUGACGAGUCACGUGAUGUGAAAUUUGUGUAUAGAAUAUUUCUUCAGCCCGAGCAACCGAUACAGUUUACGUUUACAAAGAGAAGUGAAGGGAUGUAACUCUUACUCCUAUACAUGGACACGAAUCAAAGUGUGAAUGGAUUCGACCUAUCUCUACAGAGAAACAUUUUAAAACAAUUUGUGCUAAGAUAGAAAAUAGGAAGAAAAAAAAGUUUCAGAAUAUGAUAAUAGUAUUUUAAAAAAUCUAGAUAUCAGACCUUGCGAUCUAUAUGGUAGAUGAUCCUAUGGCCUACGUUUGAGGAGGGUGUCAUGUGGCCAGCACAACGAGUCAGGUACCUUUUAGAGUUUGGUUUGAGUUAAAUCAUCCUCAAAAUCGAGACCCGGGACAUCCCGAUUCGUAAGCCGUACACUUGUGUGACCUAUCACUCAACCACUAAAUCGUCAUGUAUUAAAAUUUUAGGAUAGUUUCUUGGUGAUUGAUUCAAUAGAAACAGUAAAUAAAAGAUAGAAUGGAUGCCAGCUAUUAUUUAAUUAGUAGUGUUUCCGCCCUAGUUAAUAUGGAUGCCAGCUAUUAUUUAAUUAGCGGUGUUCCCGCCCUAGUUAAUCUGGAGUCGUGAGUCUUAUUAUCCGCCAAAGUUUGAGUUGUUAGAUAGGUAAAUAUUUAAAAGCAUAUACUAAAAUUAAUUUAAUCAUUCAUGCAAACAUUUUUGAAAAAGAUAACUUUCGUACAAAUAUCUGGCCUAGUGUGUGAUUGUGUGUGACUUGAUAAUAACGAGUAAAUCAAUCGGUUACUUGCGUUUUGAGCUGUUACAAUGGAAGUGCCAUUACUUCUUGUUGUGUAUUGAAUGCAAUCAUUUAUUUCUUUUAUUACACUGUUUUUAUAUAACAUUUUGAGGACAUUCUCCAGAAUCUCUUGCUGCACUGUUGUAUUGCGUUGUUGGAAAGCUACCAAAGAUCUUCAAACAUUGCGUUCAAAAGUAAAUGAAGUUGUGUCCCAAAGACAAGACUGUCCAUUCUGUUCUUAAAGGUUUAGUCCCAGGCGCUCUAAGUCAUUGAGCCUUUUGAUGAGGAGCUGACAAAUAGACUGCUCACUUGUGUACAAUAUUUGUCUUUGAUUUUCUCCUCUCUUAAGUAUGUGAAGUAUGAGCUAGUCAUUUCCUCCAUGUAAGGCCCCCUUUUAUUAUUUUACCUAUCAAAUUCCAUGCUUUGGUUCAAUUAAGGCAAGCCGAAUGCCUUAAAUAUACACCUCACCUAAUUAAUAUUUGAUUUGUUAAAAGCAUAAAGUACUUUCAAACGUGGUGGGUAUAAAUUGUUUUUUUCAAUGACUAUUAUCACCAAUCUGUAUACACAUAAGUGCUACGCUUUAUGAUUAUCAAUUUCGUAUUUUUGAUAGAUCUUUGAGUCUGUUGAACUCUUUUUUUAAUAAUCUUUCUUUUUCCUUUGACAUUGCUGAUGAAUUUAAUCUAACGCUUAUCGGCAAGAGAAUAAUAAGAGAUUUGUAUUAUUUUGUUAUUGGUGCCAUAAGAUCUGAGAACAAUGAAGUAAUGGAUUGUUUCUAAGAACAGCCUUGACUUACUUGACUGACAUGAUUAACUUGACUGAUACGAUUAACUUGACUGAAAUGAUUAAAUUGAAUGCCAUGUCUAACUUGACUGACAUGAGAGGUGACUGCUGUUAAUUGUACUUAUUCUACAAAGAUUUUGUAUUAUUCUUGCCACUAGAUCCUCAGCUUGUUUACUAAGUUGUAUGAGGCAAUGCCAAAUGUAUUUUUUUUGGUUCACACAUACCGUCCACUGUUGCCCAGCUACUGACAUAAAUAUUUGUAUUGUAUUUGACAAUUCCGUUUGGUUUUGUGAACAAUAUUUGUGGUCCCAUUUACAUGGAAAAUAUUUUGUAAUAUAAAAAUAGUUUUGUGAAAAUGAAUAAAAAAUAAAUACUAUUUGAGUCAAUUUUA
Molecule: messenger RNA, 3531 nt
Organism: Biomphalaria glabrata
Lineage: Eukaryota; Metazoa; Mollusca; Gastropoda; Planorbidae
Product: probable cytochrome P450 CYP44
Exons: 10
Coding region: 108-1676 (522 amino acids)
Molecular function (GO): heme binding; iron ion binding; oxidoreductase activity, acting on paired donors, with incorporation or reduction of molecular oxygen
Source: RefSeq, a predicted model, not a curated record